CUCUGUUCCUCCGCGUAGCCGUCCUUCCUCCUCUCGAUGCGGCGGCGUUACUCCCUCCUCGAUGCGCUGUCGAUCCGCGACAUGAUGCUGCGGGACUACUUCUCCGCCGGUAUGGUCCAACCCCCUCCCCUCUACACUUCCUCCAUAGCCCCUAACGGAACGGAAGAGGCACCCAGCCAGUCUAUCGAGGGGAUGGCAAAGGCGCAUGGCGCGGCGGCGGCUCUAUCCCCCGACGGCGGGUACACGUCGGACACGCACGACGAGGGCCGGCCGCAAGAAAAAGAAGGAGAUGGCAGACGAUUCGCCGCCACCGACCAAGGUCCCAAACCAGUGGGUCGCCACAACUCCCUGAGCGACCACGUCAGCGAGUGGGUUAGUAGCAUUGACAGCGAAAGCCUCUGCAUCGCCGAGGAGGAGGACGUCGCUGUCGACGACCAGAGCAAGGACCUCACGGACUACGUAGCUCGCCCGCGUCCCAUCGUGGCCGGGGAGGAGUCAGGAGGCCAGGAAGGCCACAAGUGAUGCAUCCAGCUCGACUUCGCCAUGCGGGUGCGCUGCACAUUCCACCCAUCGCCGGCAAAUCAUUCGUCAGCUGGGAAGGUGAGCAAGCAGGUAAUGCCUUGCGCUUUCUGUUGUUCAUUUUCCAUUUCAUUUCUUGAUCAGCGUUCGCGUCACCACUUCAGAAUGCUGUUAUCUGAAGCUUAUCUUGUUUUCUUUGACUCAAAUAUUAUUGUGAGUACGCCAUUAUAUUAUUUGUUAGAUUUUUUAUCGAUCGAGUAGAUACUUUUCGAGACAAAAUGACUCGUGUCUGAAACUUAUGAUCUCUCCAGUGUACUUACAUUUUGGUAGCAUGUGCACUUCAUAAUUAUAUUAGUAGAAGCACUGCUUAUAUUAGCAAUUUAUUAGUACAUACUCUCCAAUUCACCACGCCUGCACAUUUUGACCGGUGUACCCUGAUAAUUUAUUAGCUUUGUGAUCGAUCAACAUAUCGUUUAGAACCCAAAUGUACUGUUAUCUGAAGCUUAUUGUUUUAUCGGUGUAAUUCGCAUGCUGAUGAUUGUACUCUCCAGCUCUCCAGGCUUGAACAUUUUCGUCAGUGUGACCUGAUCAUUUCCUAGCUUCUUCAUAAUUGUUUAGACCAUCAGAUACUACAUUGCCAAUUUUUCGGUAAACUACUACAGUAUCAUUUUCCAAUUUCAGGUAUGAAUAUUGCUAAAUGUAAAAUUCUCUUGCGGGCGAGAAUAUGUGUUGUAAAAAAUUUAUGAAGUAUUUGUAGUGCCUAUUCUGAGGGCAGGCCUGGCGCAGUGGUGAAGUCCUCCCCACUUGUGCCAAGAGGUCCUGGGUUCGAACCAGCCUCUCUGCAUUGCACUUUGCAGGGGUAAGACUAGGUUCCUAUAAUCCCUCCCCAGACCCCACCUUGUGUGGGAGCUUCUAUGCACUGGGUCUGUCCUUAUUUGUAGUGCCUAUUUUAUUUUCUCAAA
Messenger RNA from Triticum dicoccoides, 1481 nucleotides. RefSeq lists its product as uncharacterized. NCBI's taxonomy places the organism in Eukaryota, Viridiplantae, Streptophyta, Magnoliopsida, Poales, Poaceae. The record is from RefSeq and is a predicted model, not a curated record. The transcript has 2 exons. The coding region runs from base 37 to 522 and encodes 161 amino acids.